AGAGCAAAAAAGAGUUUAGAAAAUGUAUGUCGUUUUUCUAUAAAAAGGAUAAGCCGCAAGGAGGCAAAAGACAACGCUUUUUGUCUUAUCUCAAAUCUUUUGUUCACUCACCCCAUCAUAACUUCAUAACUCCUAUCCAAUCUUUGCUUAUAACUAUUAUCAAACAAUUCUUAACUUCGAUCUCUAACCUGCAAAAACAUUCAUUACACUCUUCAGAUCCUCCUUCCCUUUAGCCGCCAAAGCAAAACCGUCAUCGAUCUCUCUUCUUUUAUACAGUCAAAAAUUAGAUUCAGAUUCUUCAAGAACUCUGUUUUUCUAGUAGCAUGGUGUGUUUGGUCUCCCGUACGGGUCGUCAAUCCCAAAGAUACAACAAGGGACGGCGUCAAGUCGUCGGGUGUAUUCCAUACAGACUCAAGAUUUCGAGUGAUGGCACAAUUAGCGACGAAUUUGAGGUUCUUGUUAUUUCAUCACAAAAGGGUCACGCUCUGAUGUUCCCAAAGGGUGGUUGGGAGCUUGAUGAAUCUGUAGAAGAAGCUGCGUCAAGAGAAUCUCUAGAAGAAGCUGGAGUUGUUGGAAACGUUGAGAGACAACUUGGAAAAUGGGAUUUCUUAAGCAAAAGCAAAGGAACAUUCUAUGAAGGAUUCAUGUUCCCAAUGCUUGUGAAAGAAGAGCUUGAGCUUUGGCCUGAACAACAUCUUCGUCAAAGAAUUUGGAUGAAAGUUGAUGAAGCAAGAGACGCUUGUAGAGAUUGGUGGAUGAAGGAAGCGUUAGAUGUUUUGGUCCAAAGGCUUUCUUUACUAUCAUUGAAGCCUAUGGAAGAAGACGAGAACCUUCCACUGAUCUCUAUCUACUGAUCAAAAAAAAAACAAUCAGACGUGUUCUUGAUCACUUUGUAUAUAACAUCUUACGCCUGCCUUUCCAUGAAGAGUCUACUCUACUGCUGCAGGAAAAGUAUGUACAGUGAAACUUUAGGUGUGAACUUGGCCGAGAUUUGUUUGGAUUUCGGUUUGGUUUAACAAAAAGGUUUUGUAAUUGUUGUCAUGAUGUAUCCGCAACUGCUUAGGAUGGGAGGAAGAAGACAGAAGCAAAGAGUGCAAACAAAAAACUGUACAAUAACGUUUCCUCUCUUUGCAUCUCUCCUCAUCUUCAAAUGAAUCUAUGAUCUAAAUGAAACUAAUAAAGAGAAUUUACAGAAAAUCAUAUUCACAAGACUAUUAUACAACUUAAUUCUGUUUUCUUAACUGCAUAUAUUUGUUAUUUUGAAUUUCAUGAUAAGUUAAAAAAGAAAAAAAGAACCCAACAGCUACUAAAUACGAAUAUAUGCUAUUU
Arabidopsis thaliana (thale cress) is the source of this 1329-nucleotide messenger RNA. It is a transcript of the gene NUDT18, whose product is annotated as nudix hydrolase homolog 18. Gene Ontology annotation, molecular function: hydrolase activity; inositol phosphate phosphatase activity; pyrophosphatase activity. The transcript has 4 exons. Gene Ontology annotation, biological process: cellular response to phosphate starvation. The record is from RefSeq and is marked reviewed. Bases 324 to 854 code for a protein of 176 amino acids. Gene Ontology annotation, cellular component: mitochondrion. Lineage: Eukaryota; Viridiplantae; Streptophyta; Magnoliopsida; Brassicales; Brassicaceae.